Messenger RNA from Entelurus aequoreus (snake pipefish), 2657 nucleotides. RefSeq names its product guanine nucleotide-binding protein G(s) subunit alpha-like. The record is from RefSeq and is a predicted model, not a curated record. Gene Ontology annotation, molecular function: corticotropin-releasing hormone receptor 1 binding; beta-2 adrenergic receptor binding; insulin-like growth factor receptor binding. Gene Ontology annotation, biological process: sensory perception of chemical stimulus; adenylate cyclase-activating dopamine receptor signaling pathway. The coding region runs from base 1007 to 2146 and encodes 379 amino acids. Gene Ontology annotation, cellular component: heterotrimeric G-protein complex. NCBI's taxonomy places the organism in Eukaryota, Metazoa, Chordata, Actinopteri, Syngnathiformes, Syngnathidae. The transcript is spliced from 12 exons.
GCUCCGCAACCCAGAAAACUUGACCGCGUGUCCGUCGUUCCCAGGGUUCCGUGAGAGCCGUUUGCCCCACCCCACCUCUUCUUCAACGCUAUCUAUCUCAAUGUGCAAAUCUCCGAGAAAAAAAGGGUAUCAUUCACCGCCUUCACGCCGCCAAGGAAACAUUGCGUGUGUACGGCCGACGCUUCCCCGGCAACAGGCGCGGCCCCCCCUUCGGCUCGUUCCGAAAUACAACAACCGCCGCGUCUACGCUGGAUGAGGGCUUGAAAACACGGCGGUGGGUUCCAUGUCUGCCGCCUCACAUGUAAGCACCAUCCACUGGGGACGACGAGGGGAACCGUAGCGGGAGGACCUCCAUCCACCAACACCUGGACGUCGAGUUGCGUUCAAGGACACCCAGCCGCCUCAAGAACUGACCAAAAAAAACCCCAAACAACAACAACAAAAACCCACCAUCGAGGAUAUUUUCACGCAUAUGACGAGGGGGAAAAGCACCGAGGGGAAGGGGCCUUUUUAAGGGGGUCCUAAACUGUCAUUUUGUCGGCAAAAAGGAGAGAGUCCAUCGACGGUUUUCCAGUGAAGGUGUCAUUUUGAGGAAAUGUUUAUUUCUUCUUCACCGUCAAGCUUGAAGUGGAUGUAGCCAACAUGGGCUCCGGUGGAUAUUAAGGAUAAGAGGAGGUUUCAUCCAUGUCCAUUUCACAUCCCCUGGUAGCAGAUGACUUCAUUGCGGAUUUACAGCCCGACGUCCUUGUUGCCAGUAAAUAGCCACAUCCACCCAUCCGUCAUCCAUCCAUCAUCCAUCCAUCAUUCAGCCACGCUGGGCCAGGAGCCUUCCACACCUCCAUGUGCAUCCCUCACCUUCUGAGCCGGGUCUUCCACUCUUGGGCCCGUCCAAGAAUUUAGAUCCCCCUUCCCCUUUUUCUUCCUCCUUUUGCCCACCCAAGUGACCGCCUUUGAACCCACCGUCUUGGGAAUUUUUGUUGUUUUUUUUUGGGGUCGGGGGGGGAAGAUGGGCUGUCUCGGCAACAGCAAGACGGAAGACCAACGGAACGAGGAGAAGGCCCAGAGGGAAGCCAACAAGAAGAUCGAGAAGCAGCUGCAAAAAGACAAACAGAUUUACCGGGCCACGCACCGGCUACUACUACUAGGGGCUGGCGAAUCCGGGAAAAGCACGAUAGUCAAGCAGAUGCGAAUAUUGCACGUCAAUGGCUUCAACGCAGAGGAGAAAAAACAGAAAAUUAACGACAUUAAAAACAACAUUAAAGAAGCUAUAGAGACCAUUGUGUCCGCCAUGAGUACGCUCACGCCGCCGUGCCAGCUGGCCUGCCCUGCUAACAAGACCCGCAUCGACUAUGUCCAAAAUCAAAUCAACCAGAAGGAUUUCGAGUUUUCCACGGAGUUUUAUGACCACGCGAAGAUCCUCUGGCAGGACGAGGGCGUGCGGGCCUGCUGGGAAAGAUCCAAUGAAUAUCAGCUCAUCGACUGUGCACAGUACUUCUUAGACCGGGUGGACGUUGUCAGACAGCAGGACUACACACCAACUGACCAGGACCUGCUGAGAUGCAGAGUGCUGACGUCCGGCAUCUUCGAGACAAGAUUUCAAAUAGACAAAGUCAAUUUUCAUAUGUUCGACGUCGGCGGACAGAGGGACGAACGUCGAAAAUGGAUCCAGUGUUUUAACGACGUGACCGCCAUCAUUUUUGUGGUGGCGAGCAGCAGCUACAACAUGGUAAUCAGGGAGGACAAUCAGACCAACAGACUACAGGAGGCCCUCAAUCUCUUCAAGAACAUUUGGAACAACAGGUGGUUACGGACCAUCUCCGUCAUCCUCUUCCUGAACAAACAGGACCUCCUCGCUGAGAAGGUUUUGGCAGGGAAGUCCAAAAUCGAGGAGUAUUUCCCUGAGUUUGCACGCUACACGACACCUGAUGACGCAAUACCGGAGCAGGGUGAAGAUCCACGCGUCACCAGGGCAAAGUACUUCAUACGGGAUGAGUUUCUGAGGAUCAGCACAGCCAGCGGGGACGGACGCCAUUACUGCUACCCCCACUUCACCUGCGCUGUGGACACGGAAAACAUCCGGCGGGUCUUCAGCGACUGCCGCGACAUCAUCCAGAGGAUGCACCUACGGCAGUAUGAGCUCUUGUGAUGCGUGGGGGGGGGCGCGCAACCUCCUCCGCACACACCCACCUUUCUGCUCCACCCUUUUCCCCCUACUCCCUCCUUCCUUCCGACCACUCAGCCAAUCAGCAUCCACGUUUAAGAAAAAGAAGAAGAAGAAGAAGAAGCCGGGCACAUUUUUAGCCCAGUUUGGUUCUUGACAUAGGAACACACACACACACACACACACACACACACUACAGUCACAUGACCCUUCCUGCUGUUUAUUCACCGCGUGCUGAAGACCAAUUGAGGAGACGAGAAAAAGACGGCUAAUUCAAGCAGAAAAGGUUUUUUUUUGUUGUUAUUGUGUUGCACAGGGAUGGACAGACGGGAAAACCCACACGGUGCAAAACAAGGAAAAGCUAAAAAAUAAAUAUAUAUAGAUAUUUAAAUAUGAGUGUAUAUAAAUAUAUAUAUAGAUGAAUAGAUAUUUAUAUAUGAGUGUAUAUAAAUAUCUAUCUAUGUAUAUAUAUAUUAUAUAAAUAGAUAUUUAUAUA